This is a messenger RNA of Cladophialophora psammophila CBS 110553, 828 nucleotides long. RefSeq lists its product as uncharacterized. Gene Ontology annotation, cellular component: lipid droplet; endoplasmic reticulum. The record is from RefSeq and is a predicted model, not a curated record. The transcript has 2 exons. Lineage: Eukaryota; Fungi; Ascomycota; Eurotiomycetes; Chaetothyriales; Herpotrichiellaceae. Gene Ontology annotation, molecular function: acylglycerone-phosphate reductase (NADP+) activity; triacylglycerol lipase activity. Gene Ontology annotation, biological process: phosphatidic acid biosynthetic process; triglyceride catabolic process. The coding region runs from base 1 to 828 and encodes 275 amino acids.
AUGGCGCUUAAACACGUCCUCAUAACGGGGUGUUCGGAGGGCGGCAUCGGGUCCGCCACAGCCCUCGCGUUCCAGAGACUUGGGACCUACCACGUCUUCGCGACCGCGCGGUCUCUCGCAAAGAUGCGCGACCUCGCAACAUUGCCAAACGUCACAUGCCUGGAACUCGACGUGACCUCGCCGUCGUCCGUCUCUGCCACCAGGAAGAAGGUCGCGGAGAGGACGGGUGGAAAGCUGGACGUGCUGCUCAACAAUGCGGGCAUGUUGGUCAUGGCGCCGGCGCUGGACACGGACGUCGACAAGGCGCGCAGCGUGUUCGAUGUGAACUUCUGGGGCGUCGUGAGUGUUACGAAUGCGUUUGUCAAAAUGGUCAUUGCGGCCAGGGGUGUGGUCGCCACCACGGGCAGCAUCGCCGGCGAUAUCAAUGGGCCUUUUCAGAGUUUCUACGCCGCCUCUAAAGCAGCCAUCAUGAUCUAUUCCGAGACGCUGCGCCUGGAGCUCGCGCCCUUUGGGGUCCGAGUGCUCACGAUGGCGACUGGCGUCGUGUCCUCGAAUCUCGCCUCGGGCCUCUCAGACGUCGUCUCCCUCCCCGCAGAUUCGCUGUACAAACCCGUCGAAGGGGCGUUGAAGGCGCGCCUGAAAGGCGGCGGCUACGCCAAGAUGGACCCCCACGACUACGCCGGGAAGUUUGUCCGGCUGGUCGAAGCAGGAGCGAGCGGCAAGGUUUACCUGGGCAAUUCGGCGGGCGUGGUGAAGUGGGCGAAGGUGCUUUUGCCAGCGUGGAUCAUUGUGAGCGUCACCGCGUUUCUUUUCUCUUCGACCCCCUAG